Molecule: messenger RNA, 1566 nt
Organism: Didymosphaeria variabile
Lineage: Eukaryota; Fungi; Ascomycota; Dothideomycetes; Pleosporales; Didymosphaeriaceae
Gene: TOS4
Product: target of SBF
Exons: 2
Coding region: 1-1566 (521 amino acids)
Molecular function (GO): protein binding
Source: RefSeq, a predicted model, not a curated record
AUGGACUCUUCUCCUUCCACCAGGGCACCGCAAUUGCCCCUGGAGCCCGAGCAGCAGCGCUCCGAGCAGACGCGGAAGCCCUCGCUGCUCCCCGCCUUUGAACCGCUCUCGUCAUCACCCUUCCCGCGUCCCAGCUCGUCGAAGCGCAAGCUCGACGCGGACUCUCCCACUCACGCCAGGCACCACCUGAAGUACUAUCCUACGCCUGUGCCUACUUCGUCGACUGGCAUUUUGGCAUCCUCGUCGCCUCAGAAGAGGCUCGCUUUCGAUCGUACCAUCUCCGCCCUCUCGGAGCGGCAGCCGCUCGGGGCUGUGCCGACAGUCGACCUACCCGCGAAUGGUGAUAUCGUUCGAAUGGGCAGGUCUUCCAACUCGUCUGACUAUCAGUUGUCCGCAAAUCGCCUGAUUUCGCGUGUUCACGUCCAAGCCGCGUAUUACGCUCCGACCGCGUCUUACCCGAAUGGGUAUAUUGAGCUGGAGUGCAUAGGAUGGAACGGUGCAAAGGUUCACUGCGGAGGCAAUGUUUUCGAAUUGAACAAGAACGACACGUACGUGUCAGAGAAUCCAGGGCAGGAAAUCAUGCUGGAUGUUCAAGAUACUCGCGUCUUGAUCGCGUGGCCUCUCGUUCCGGCGAAGCCUUCUUGGGAAUCGGAAGAUGAUCUCUCCCCUACUCGACGAUCUGCCCAAGACCACUUCGCGUCGAGUCCCCCAAUUAUCCCGCGUUCGCCCGUGUCGCAGAGUCCCAUUCGCCAGCCUGUGUUCGCCGCCGCUCCUUCCCUGCCACCCCCAGCGGGGCCCGUGCAGAUCUUCGAAGAUGACGAUGCUCGUGAGGAGAACGGCGAUGCAACUCCCACACAGACUAGCCCCUUAGCUGCAGACGAGACCUUUGUCCGCCCUUCGCAGUCUCGCUCCAGCUCUGGCCCAGGAGCGGGAGCCUUGGACGCCAAAGCCAGCAUUGGCCCCUCGUUCGACGAAGAUGGUUUCUCGGAUGGCGAUGAGGAGAAUGAUCCUAUCGUCCACUCCUUUGGUCCCUUCGGCCAAGAUCUGAACUCUCGCCUUGCGUCGUUCUCCACCGCUACGCCUAUUCAGCCUUUGUCUGCUCAUCGCCGACGCUCGAUCUUGCACUCAGCCUCGCCCCGCAAGUCAUUAUCUUCAGAAGCAGCACGUUUCAAAGAAUCUCCGAUCAAAAACCAUAUCAUCAAUCAACUCGCGUAUUCCCGGAUCCACUCGCAGCCUUUAUCGGCCAUCCACAGCAACCUCCCCGCUGAGUUAAAAGCUUGCCAGUCCAAGAAGUCUGAAGACGAAGAGGGUAGCGGCGCAUCCACUCCGGUACCGCAGUUCAGCAAGCAAGAUCUCAAGAGCUUGAUGGAUCGUAUCCCCUGCAUCGGAGAGAUCCCUCGCUCUGGAAAGGACGCUGCCGGCCAGCCUCUGGAGAACGAGUUCUACUACGUUCCCGAGAUGGACGCAAACAUGCUGAGGCGCGAAACCGUCGGCGUGCGUGGUACUGGUCUACGGUCUGUGAGGAAACAGCACAAGCAAUACUACUGGAAGAAGCCCCGCGUUUGA